Messenger RNA from Auanema sp. JU1783, 2883 nucleotides. The record is from the annotation of a GenBank genome assembly. NCBI's taxonomy places the organism in Eukaryota, Metazoa, Nematoda, Chromadorea, Rhabditida, Rhabditidae.
AUGAAGAAAAAUGAAGGGGAUGCAUAUAUGAGCCGUCUCAGCAGCUCUGCUUCCAGUAUUCGCGCAAGUAACUACUCAAUAGCCCGUUCGUUUGAGCCCAGUUUGAGCUCUUACCGAUUUGCCAAUUAUACUCCACCUACUCGAUCAUUAGGUUCAUCAGAUAGGGUAUCGUCUUAUGAGAACUAUUCGACAAAAUGCUCUUCAAAUAAUGGUUCAUUAAGAAGAUCCAGUUCUUCCACAUCUUAUGGACGAACAUUGUACCAAAGUCCAAGUAUGCAGAAGUAUGGUUCUGUACAUGAAUCUAGUAUCAAACCCACAAAUCCCUAUAAACAUUUACCUAGUCGGGAUAAUAAAAGUAACAACGUUCUGAGCACAAGUACAACUUAUGGGAGCAUAAGCUCUCUUACCAGUUCUAUUGGUACUAAUAACAAUAUUCGCACCAACACUACAUCGGGAGUAAGAUCUAGAUCGUCUUCGGUAACACCAAGCUAUCGAACCGUGAAUGUAGCUCAGCUGAACAAACAAGCGAAAGAAAGAGCGGAACGGGAAGAAAAGCUGAAAAACUAUCUGGAAUGGUCGGAGCGUGAGAAGCAGAAAGAUAUGGAGUUAAAAGAUGAUAUUCUCGACUUAGAAUUUCGAAAAGUCUUAGGAGCUGAUCCAGUCAAUACCAAUAGAUCGUACUCGCAGUUUUCUCGAUCAGGAGCAAUAGAAUCUGAUAUAGGUAGCCUUCGGAGCUCAAUGGCUAAACGGAACACCUUGAAUAGCUCAACAGAAUUAUUCAACAGAGCGAACGACGAAACGCCCGAGAGAAAGUUCAACGAAAUGACCAUUUCAACAUCAUCAGCUUGCGCAAAUGGAUAUACCGGUCUGCGAAACAUUGGAAACACCUGUUUUCUCAACUCUACUGUUCAAAUUUUGGCAAACCUCAUAGAACUGAAAAAGUAUUUUUUGGAUGGUUUAUAUAUAGCUGAUUUGAAUCGAGAGAAUGCUCUGGGCUGUCAGGGAAGAAUAGCUGAAGCUUUUGCUGAUAUAAUGAAGUCCUUAUGGAGUGGAAAGCAUAGAGCCAUUGAUCCGGUCCGUUUAAAGGAGCUAGUUGGUUUGAAAGCCCCUCAAUUCGCCAACUGUGGACAACACGAUGCGCACGAAUUUCUAUCAUUUUUGCUCGAUUUGCUACAUGAAGAUUUGAACAGAGUUAGAGUGAAACCAAUAGUUAGCCAAACGGAUAACGAGAGCGGAAAUGAUCUUAAGGUCUCAUCAGAAACAUGGAAUAACCAUUUAUUAAGGAAUAAUUCAAUUUUUGUUGAUCUAUUCCAUGGACAGUUGAAGUCAAAACUGCAGUGUCCUAAAUGCGACAAAGUGUCUAUCACGUUCGAUCCAUUCGUUUAUCUACCAGUUCCAUUUCCCAAACCAAAAAAAACAGUUUCUUUGUUAUAUUGGCCACUAGAUUCAAAUAAAAAACCUAUAAAGCUGUCUCUACGUUACUCAGUCGAUGGAGUACUUGAUGAUCUAAGCAAACUGAUUAGUGAGGUUGUGAAUGUAUCUCCACAACAAAUCAGAUUGAUUGAAGUAUUUGGACACAGGAUACAAAAAGUUUUUGAUGGAACCGAGAAACUGACAGAGUUGUGCAGUGGGAUUGUCAUCUACGCGUUUGAGCUUUGCAAAGCCGAUGAAGAAAUAGUUGAGCUAUAUGCCAUACAGAGGUUGCUCUAUGUUUCUUCUCUGCGAUACUGCUGUAGUGAAUGCGGAAAUUUCAAAGGAAAACUGAAAGCUUGCGAGGCUUGUUACAAUGCGUAUUAUUGCGAUAAAGAAUGCCAACUGACUCAUUGGAAUGAAGGACACAGGGAUGAAUGCCGGAGACGUAGUCAAGCAGAAAGUGUCGGACAACCUCUGGUUAUCUCAAUACCCAAAUCGCAACUGAAUUAUUCCAACCUUGUAAGAAUUUUGGAUAAGAAGUGCAGACAUUCUGUUAAUGUGACAGCUCUUCAAAGUUUUGAAGAUGUUGAUGGUCACGAUUUAUCGAACAGUUCAUUAGUGAAAUCGAGAAGUAUUUCUUCCAUUACUAGCAUAACGCAGGAAAGGACUCCUUCAAAAAAGCGAGACCGUCAACUACUAUUAAGAGUUAUUUCUAGCCAAGCUCAUAUACUGGGAGACACUAUCAGCAGUGAGAGCUCUGGUUCAGAAUCAGAAGGACAAACCCUUAUGGUGAAAUCUGGAUCUUUCUUAUCUGUUAACUGGUACAACUUUCGUCAUGGCAAGCCAUUCUUGAACGUUGAAACCAAGAAGACUAUAGACUUCGACGUUCUUGAAACAGAGUCUUCGAACACGACUUCAGCACAAGCAAUCACAACGUUAGAAGACAUGCUGGAAAUGUUCUCUGAAACAGAGCGGUUGAAACCGGAGGAAUCUUGGUACUGUAAUAAGUGCAGAGACCAUGUAGAGGCAACGAAGAAAUUGGAAUUGUUUCGUCUUCCACCUAUACUGAUUAUUCAACUUAAGCGUUUUGUCUACACCUCUAGCUACCACACUAUGCAUCGUAGAAGCAAAGAUGAACGCCGAGUGGUCUACCCUCUGGAAGGUUUGGAUAUGACUUCAUAUUUAUCAGAUACGUCUUCCACACAUCUGUCAACAAUAUAUGAUUUGGUUGGCGUUGUUUGUCAUAGUGGGAGCAGUUUCUUUGGACAUUACAUCAGUAUGGGUAGACUUACUUCCUUCGAUACAACUGAUACAGAAAUCGGAUGGAGAUCAUUCGACGAUUCCGUCGUAACGAAUCAACCAAUCUCAGCGGUACAAUCAGAUGAUGCUUAUCUGCUAUUCUAUAAACAAAGAGGAAAUGCUACACGACCAGUUUUCAGGAAGAACUACGGGGUAGAUAUCAAUGAGUGA